Elaeis guineensis (African oil palm) is the source of this 1582-nucleotide messenger RNA. RefSeq names its product myb family transcription factor MOF1. Gene Ontology annotation, molecular function: transcription cis-regulatory region binding; DNA-binding transcription factor activity. NCBI's taxonomy places the organism in Eukaryota, Viridiplantae, Streptophyta, Magnoliopsida, Arecales, Arecaceae. Gene Ontology annotation, biological process: regulation of DNA-templated transcription; abaxial cell fate specification. The record is from RefSeq and is a predicted model, not a curated record.
CAGCAGAGGAAUUUGUCAUCGCUCCAUUGUCUAUAGUCCUCUUUCUCUCUCUUAUCUCUGCCCAGUUCCUCUCUUUCUCCAGUCAUUAACUUCUCUUAAUGAUGACUUCCUCUCGUGAUCCGUGGCCUCCAAGUGUUGCGUUAAUCCUAGACAGUUCCAACGAUAUUUAGAGGACCCCAUGUAACAGCAACGCAAAGGUCACAGCUUCUUUCUUCGUUUCUUCUUUGUGACAAGCAACGCGUUGGAAGGCUGGGUUUUGAAAGGGUUUUAGAGGAGGAAAAGAUGAGGUCUUGCGACAAAGAUAGCUAUAGAUAAGUCCCCGGGACCGGUGGGAGUCUCUUUCACUUUGAGAAGACGCGUGAAAGAGAAGAGAAAGGAAGGUUCUUUGGGAGAAGGAACUGGAUAGAUUCUAGCUAUUAGGACUUCCAAACAGGUUGGUUUGGUUCCUUUCCUCCCUCCUUCGUCCUAGUUCAUCUACUUUACUAGAUAUAUUUAUAGUUGCUGAAGAGAAUAAAGCCCAUUUGAAGAAGGGGAGAGGAGGAGGAGGAGAAAGAUAGAUGGGAAACUGUGGAAGAAAUGGAGGUGUGAGGCAGUACAUCAGAUCCAAGGUGCCUCGCUUGAGAUGGACUCCUGAUCUUCACCACUGCUUUGUUCAUGCCAUUGAGAAACUUGGAGGACAGGAAAGUUGAGGCUACACCUAAGCUUGUCCUUCAGCUGAUGAAUGUUAGAGGACUGACCAUAUCCCAUGUUAAAAGUCAUCUCCAGAUGUACAGAAGCAUGAGGAAUGACAUGGGCAGGCAAGCAUCAGAAUCGCAAGCAAGAAAGCACUCAUGUGAAGCCAAUGAUGGUGGUGCUGAUGAGCAAGAUGAUGGUAGCUCCUCCCCUCCUACAAAGCCCACCAAGGAAUUCCAGUCCCAGUUCGUGUACUUUCCACACCCUCCUCUGAAAAGGGCUCGAAUGGAGACACAAGCCACCUCCAAAAACUUGCAAUGCAGCCAAGGAACCAGUGAGACAGUCACCUUCCCGUACUGCUUUGAUGAUUACAUGCAAGCCAUGGCUGUGGGGAGGGGAAUAAAGGAGGAGGGACUCAGGUGGCAGAAAGAUGCUGUGGAGACUGGCUUAUUGGCAGAUCACCACCCUUCCAAGCUCAAAGUGUUGGGAUAUAUGGUGGAAGAAUCUGGCCCUUUAAAGACCGGCAAACCAAGCGACCAGAAUCUUGUCUCUGCAGGGAAGCUCAAGUCUGAGGGAAGCUACAAGAAUGGAUGUCGAUCAUAUGUAUCCCUUUCAUUCAAGGAGCGUUCAGAGGAGAGGGACGAGGUUGAUGACUGCUCACUAUCACUCUCCCUGUCAUUGCACCCAACACAGAGGAGUAAUACAUCCUCAGCAAGUGAAAGCAGUGGGGCAAUCUCUUCGAGACACUUCAGUGAGUGUUCAGGUUACUCUGAAGGACCAAGAAUCAAUUUGGAUCUCUCCAUGUCCUUCAGUGGUUCUUAGGUUGGACUUGUAAAUCUCUUCUCUUUCCUUUUUUCCUUUUUCUUUUGUUGUUUUUUGGGGGUUGGGGGCGGGGAGGGGGGAAAUUGAG